CUAGCUUGUGUCGAACAUCCGUCUUUCGCAUCCUGGAGUUUCCAUAUCCCUGACAGCGUCUCUGACGUCGAGCAGAGCGUUGCACGCCCACCUCUCGCUCUUUGUCUUUACCAGAACCCACCUUCCGCUACUUUGUGGAAAUGACUACCCUCACCAAGGAUGAGCAAGACACGCUCCAUCUGCUUGUGCAGCAAGUCUCUCGCUCGUUUUACGAGCCGAAAUACACCGUUGUAAUGGACCAGCUGGCCCGCCAUCCGGUUCUGAAGGACGACGACUUAGCGGGACGCAUGGGGCUGCAGCUGAAGGAGUUGAACAAGAUAAUGGCAGUUUUGGAAAAUCAUCGGCUGGUCAGGGUCUAUCGCCAGAACGAGCUCAAGGAGGGCGCGCAGCGCUCUGUCGGGCGACAGUAUUACUAUAUCGACUACCAGCAUUUCUGCAAUGUUGUCAAGUGGCGCAUGGCCGAGAUGCGACGGAUUAUCGACUCUUCUCUGCGCAAUGAACUUGAUAACAAGGGCUGGAUAUGUCCUCAAUGCAAAAAACAGUUUUUGCCACUUGAUGCAGAUAAGCUGUUUGACAUGUCAACCGGGGCGUUUGUCUGCGACGUCUGUCGGGCUGAAGUGAUCGACAACGAGGAUGCAGAAAGUAUUCGCGGAAAUCAGGACCGCAUGCAGCGAUUCAACCGACAAAUGCGCUUCAUACUCGAGGGUUUGCGGCGGACGGAAGACAUGGUACUUCCCGCCUUUGACGUGGCAAUGUGGAUUAAGACUCACAUCAUCGACGUCGAGAAGGCCAAAGCGGCCGCACAAAAUGGUGGCCUGAAGAUAGCAGGCUCAUCUGGUGACAUGAAGCAAGAAGACGCGUUCGGUGUCGUGCUGUCCGUCGACAAAGACGAAGCGACGCAGAGGGCAGAACGAGAUCGUGAAGCGGCGGCGAAGCGCCAGCAGAACCUCCUGCCGGCGUGGCAUCUGAAGAGUACGAUCUCGGGGGACCUGACGGCCCUUGGGAUCAGGGAGAACAUGCGUACGGAGGAAGGCGCGAGGGCAGGCGCAGACGCGAACCGCCUACCCAGUUCAAACGAUGCGAUACUCAGGGGCCUGGGGGCGCCUGGGCCACCACCGACGUCGUUGCAGAUAAACGGAGAGGACGUGAAGCCGAUCGUGAUGGAGCAGGAGGCAGAUUAUUACGACAAGUACUAUGCCUCGCUGGCUGUUCCAUUCGCAGGCCAGACCCCGGGCAUGCCGAAGGGAGGCAGCGACUUUGAUGACGAGGAGGAGGACGUGAAACCCUCGAUCGAGUAUCUAGACUCGCUGAAUGAGUAUCGCAAGCGAUCACGGUCGCAAGAAGACGUCGACGGUGGUAAGGCAAUGCCGAAGACGCCACGAAUAGACGUGGAUGCAGCUACCGCGGCGACGAACCGGGUCGACGCUGGUAUUGGGGUGAACGGAUUCGCACAGCCAGCUACGGAAGACGCGAGUGAGGGGCCUCCACUUGUGGACGAGCCUACAGUUCUUGUAAACGGCGCGUCGGUUGCGCUGUCGCAGAUUACGGACGAGCACGAGGCGCUUAUGACGCCGGAGGAGUACACAGCGUACUACGAGGUACUCACUGCACAGGCGAUGUGAUAUGCAUUGGCAGUGUUAGUGCAGGGUAAGACGUGGACGGUUCUUACUUGUGAGUAGGAGAAUGCAUUACGAGGCACGGAGAGCACUCAUACUAUAGAAAAAUAUUGUACCAUCUAGUGUAGAGUGUAUUAAUGUCAAUGCAGCUGUGUUUUUGGCUUUCC
Messenger RNA from Postia placenta MAD-698-R-SB12, 1783 nucleotides. RefSeq lists its product as hypothetical. The transcript is spliced from 7 exons. NCBI's taxonomy places the organism in Eukaryota, Fungi, Basidiomycota, Agaricomycetes, Polyporales, Adustoporiaceae. The record is from RefSeq and is a predicted model, not a curated record. Gene Ontology annotation, cellular component: transcription factor TFIIE complex. Bases 141 to 1622 code for a protein of 493 amino acids. Gene Ontology annotation, biological process: transcription open complex formation at RNA polymerase II promoter; transcription initiation at RNA polymerase II promoter.